GUAAUGAAAAGGUGAGAAUUUACUUUUAUCUUCAAUCCUCUGCGUGUUCUUUGUUUUCUUUAUUUUCUUCUUUUCAUCACUCUGUGUGGAUUCUCGACUGCUCCUCGCCUAUCCGUAUCUGUACAGUCCUUGGAUGUGCAUACGUAUAUAUAAACCCAGUCACAGAUUUCUCUCUCUCACAACCGAAUUCAUCUGCUUUCCCGCAUUUCCUUAGCAGCCUGAGAGAGAACCACCUUUGAUGGGCCUUGACCGUGGUGUUUCAUGGCUAAUUCUUUCUCUUUCUCUGCAAACAGCCUCUCUCUGAACAACCAGCACCGUCUCCCCAUCACCAGCUUCCACCUUCUCCUCAUCUUCCUCCAUUCCCUCUUCUAACUCCCCCCCAAUCGCUGUAACCCCCUUGUCUCUUUCUCUCUCUAGGAAUCUUUCUCCGCCCUCUGCGCAUGGCGUCGGUUUUUCUGUUUCACGUCGUGGGCGAUCUGACGGUGGGGAAGCCGGAGCUCAUUGAGUUUCUGGAGUCAGAGACCGUCGAUUCUGCGAUUCGGGCGAUUAGUGAGUCCACAGAGGGCGGAAUAGCAGUGUGGAGGAGGAGAUCCCAAGUGGGUGGGAUUGAGAAUGCUGAAAUGAGGCAACAGAGGUUCGUGGGCAUCAUCAAUUCGCUUGAUAUUGUUGCUUUCUUAGCGAGAGAAGAGUGUUUAGUUGAUCAAGAGAAGGCGUUGAAGACGCCUGUGUCGGAGGUGGUUGUUCCCAAUAGUUCUCUGCUGAAGGAAGUUGAUCCUGCAACAAGAUUGAUAGAUGCACUAGAGAUGAUGAAGCAAGGUGUAAGGCGUCUUCUUGUACCUAAAAGCAGGGGCUGGAAAGGCAUGAGCAAGCGAUUCUCUAUCCUCUAUAAUGGCAAGUGGCUAAAAAAUGUUGAUACCGCUGGUGGCAGCAGCGCCAGUAUUGCAGUCAACCCCAAUGUGCCUUCCUCGUCGGUCAACUCUUCUGCCCGCAAAAGGUUUUGUCUUCUAUCUCGAGAAGACCUCAUCCGUUUCCUAAUUGGAUGCCUUGGUGCCUUAGCUCCACUUCCCCUUUCCUCCAUCUUAUCCCUCGGAGUCAUCAACUCAAAUUACUCCUCUGUUGAAGCCUCUUCCCCGGCCAUUGAAGCCACCCGUAAGUGCCCCCAGGAACCCUGUGCAGUUGCAGUUGUGGAGCCAAUGUUGGAUGGUCAGUAUAAAAUAAUUGGAGAGAUCUCAUCUUUCAAACUAUGGAAAUGUGAUUACGUAGCUGCAGCAUGGGCCCUGGCCAAUCUCUCAGCUGGACAGUUUGUGAUGGGAGUGGAGGAUAAUGUUACCUCAAGAGCACUGCCUGAUUUUAACGUCGAUUCUGCAGCUGGGGUUAACACGGUCAAUGGACCUGGGUUAACACGGAUGAAGAAGUUCAGCAGCAGGAGCAUUGGUUUUUUCAGCAGCACUGCAAACCCAAGCUUUAGCAUCGGUAGGAGCAUGUAUCGAGGUAGAAGCGCACCAUUGACGUGUAAAGUCACAAGUUCGUUGGCUGCAGUCAUGGCUCAGAUGCUGUCUCACAGGGCAUCCCAUGUGUGGGUUACUGAGGCUGAAAGUGAGGAUGCGUUGGUUGGGGUGGUGGGUUAUGCUGAUAUUUUGGUUGCCGUGACAAAGCAGCCUGCGGCUAUGAUUCCUGCUGUACCGGAAAUUGAGAGGGGUUCAAAUUGAACCCUGAGGUGCGUGUUUGUGUGAGUGUUUAUUUUAUCCUCCCGUGAGGAACAACCCUUAGAUUGUAUCUAGAGUAAAUUGUAGAUGCCAGAGAUGAUGCUUGCCGGUUUUGGUGUGAUGUGGUUUCUUUGUUGUGUGCCGUGUUAUGUAACAUGUACCGUGUUUCAUGUUGCUUGGUUGUGAAUAUGAAUAAAAUCUGAGACUGAGCUAA
Molecule: messenger RNA, 1920 nt
Organism: Malania oleifera
Lineage: Eukaryota; Viridiplantae; Streptophyta; Magnoliopsida; Santalales; Ximeniaceae
Product: CBS domain-containing protein CBSX6
Exons: 2
Coding region: 441-1709 (422 amino acids)
Source: RefSeq, a predicted model, not a curated record